This is a messenger RNA of Spea bombifrons (plains spadefoot toad), 3410 nucleotides long. RefSeq names its product oxysterol binding protein (gene OSBP). Gene Ontology annotation, molecular function: sterol binding. Bases 73 to 2418 code for a protein of 781 amino acids. The transcript has 14 exons. Gene Ontology annotation, cellular component: cytosol; intracellular membrane-bounded organelle; membrane. NCBI's taxonomy places the organism in Eukaryota, Metazoa, Chordata, Amphibia, Anura, Pelobatidae. The record is from RefSeq and is a predicted model, not a curated record.
CCUCUUUUUGCAUGACGUAUUUUCUUGUUCCGGUGUCCCGGUUCUGGCUUGUCAGCCUCGGUGUCUCCCUACAUGGCGGAGGCGCGUGCGGGUGCCUCUGUUUCCGGUCCCACUCCGGGUUCCGGUUCCGGUUCGGUGUCACCAUCCCUAUCACCCCCUCCACCUCCCGGACCCCCCUCCACCUCCCCACCACUCCCGCCACCCCCUCCUCCACCUGGCACUGGGCCAGCACCCCCAAGAGAGGGUUCCAGCAGUUCCUCAGGGUCAGCCUCCGGUUCGGCUAGGGAGGGAUGGCUGUUCAAAUGGACCAAUUACAUCAAGGGGUACCAGAGGCGCUGGUUUGUACUGAGUAAUGGGCUGCUGUCUUACUACCGGUCAAAGGCUGAGAUGCGUCACACCUGCCGUGGAACAAUAAACCUUGCUACAGCCAACAUUUCUGUAGAGGACUCCUGUAAUUUUGUGAUCUCUAAUGGGGGUGCACAGACAUAUCACCUAAAAGCCAGCUCAGAAGUGGAGCGCCAAAGAUGGAUCACCGCCUUGGAGCUUGCAAAGGCCCGUGCAGUCAAGAUGCAGGCAGAGUCAGAUGAUUCAGGGGAUGAAGACUCUACUCAGACCGAUAAAGCUGAGGUUCACAGCACAUUACGAGCCUUGUCGGGAAAGGUGGAAGAUCUGGGUACAUGUAAUGAUUUAAUAGCAAAGCAUGGAACUGCCCUACAACGCUCACUGAGUGAGUUGGAGAGCCUGCGCCUUCCCCAAGAGAGCUCUGAUAAGAUCAAACAAGUAAAUGAGAGAGCCACACUCUUCAGGAUCACCUCCAAUGCAAUGAUAAAUGCUUGUCGAGACUUUAUGUCUCUUGCAGAGAGUCAUAGUAAACGCUGGCAGAGAGCAUUGCAGUAUGAAAGAGACCAGAGACUUCGUCUAGAAGAGACACUUGAGCAGCUGGCAAAGCAGCACAACCACUUGGAGCGGGCGUUCCGUGGGGCUACUGUGCUGCCAGCAGAGACCCGUUCUGGGGCCUCCAAAGACCUCUGCGGGACAGGGAAAGGGGACCUUAGUGAUGAAGAUGAUGAGAAUGAGUUUUUUGAUGCCCCAGAAAUCAUAAGCGGCUCUUCACAGGAUGGUCUUGGGCACAAGCGAUCAGGAAGCAACAUUAGUGCAGCAAGCUAUGAUAUUAUAGAAGAACCUGUACGCCCACCCUCUGAGGAUCUAAGAAGGGAAAGACGCACAAGGAUCCCGUACAAACCUAACUACAGCCUUAAUCUGUGGAGUGUCAUGAAGAAUUGUAUAGGGAAAGAGCUAAGCAAAAUUCCAAUGCCGGUGAACUUUAAUGAGCCACUCUCCAUGCUCCAGCGUUUGACAGAGGACCUGGAGUAUCAUACCCUGCUGGAUCGGGGAGCUCAGUGUGAGAGUGCUCUUGAACAGCUUUGUCUAGUUGCUGCUUUUACAGUUUCUUCUUACUCCACCACAGUCUUCCGCACCAGCAAGCCCUUCAACCCACUUCUAGGAGAAACCUUUGAACUGGACCGGAUGGAGGAUAACGGGUAUCGCUCCCUCUGUGAGCAGGUCAGUCAUCACCCCCCUGCGGCUGCACACCAUGCAGAGUCUCGUCAUGGCUGGACCUUGCGGCAAGAGAUAAAAAUUACUAGCAAAUUUAGAGGAAAAUACCUUUCUAUCAUGCCGUUGGGUACCAUACACUGUAUAUUUAAUAAUUCUGGGAAUCAUUACACGUGGAAGAAAGUGACCACCACUGUUCACAACAUAAUUGUUGGGAAACUGUGGAUUGACCAGUCAGGAGAGAUAGAGAUUAUCAAUCAUAAGACUGGGGAUAAGUGUAAGCUUAAGUUUGCACCAUACAGCUAUUUCUCCCGGGAUGUGGCGCGCAAAGUAACCGGGGAGGUAAUGGAUGCUACAGGCCGUGUGCAUUACACCCUGAUGGGGACUUGGGAUGAGCGUAUGGAAUGCGUACCAGUGUCGCCAGGUGGAAGCGGGUCUGAAAACGGGGGAGAUAAAGCCCCAGAGAGUAGGACUUUGUUGUGGAAGCGAAACCCUCUUCCGAAAAAUGCAGAAUACAUGUAUUACUUCUCCGAGCUUGCGCUGUCUUUAAAUGCUCCUGAGGAUGGUGUUGCCCCGACAGACAGCCGUUUGAGGCCCGACCAACGACUGAUGGAGAAUGGCAACUGGGAUGAAGCCAAUGGAGAAAAACAGAGACUUGAGGAGAAACAAAGAAGCACAAGGCGGAGAAGAGAGGCUGAGAGGGAGAAAGCUGGAGAAGAUGGCUCUCCGGUGGAUACGUAUAAGCCUAUGUGGUUUGAACGGAAGAUGGAUCCCGUAAAUAAAGAGAUGACACACAUAUUUCGUGGCACAUACUGGGAGUGCAAAGAGAGGCAAAAUUGGGAGGGUAGUCCUGAUAUCUUCUGAGAAACCGUGGCAAUAUUUGUUCUUUUCUGAUUUGCUCCAGCUCCAUUCUUUUUGUUAUUACCCUCUACCUGCAGCGAUGCCUUACUGACCCUGGUCCUGACUUCUCUGGACAGAUUAAUGCUCUGCAGGUCUAACUUACAAGGGGAUAAUGAAGCUAUGCACCACAUGUUUUGUGGGGUAUCUCCUUUUACCACAGGGAUUUUUAGGUUACUGUACUUGGUAACCAUGUGGUUUCAAAUACUCACACCUUUAUGGAUAUACCUUUCAAAUAUCCAUAUGACCGCAAGCUGUCACCCAUUCCUAUAUAUGGAAUUUUGCAGUAUACUUUAUACAUUUAAAAUCUAUUUGAAAACACAGCCUCGUGUAAAUGAUUGCCAUUAGUAACUCUUGAGAAUAUUUGAUAGUGGCUUCUUUUAUCGAGUUUCCAUUUUUUUUGACCUGCAGAGCAUAGUAAGUCCCCACAGCCCUCACAACCAUCUUGCAACACCCACAAUGAGCAACACGGUGGGUGGAGGAUGCUGUUUGCCUUAUGUUUUGGUUUUUAUUAAUCGCGUUUCUAGUUAAUUUCUUUGACUUCUGUUGUGUGAAUACAUUUUUGUGAAUUAGAGGGUGGUUAACAUUUCUGUAAGACCUUUGAUAUGAUUUUGGGUACAACUGAGGAUCUGCUGUCAGUACAAUAAUUCUAAUUGUGUAUCGCAGUAUAUCUAUGUAUGUGUGUGUGUGUGUGUGUGUGUAUAUAUAUAUAUAUAUAUAUAUAUAUAUAUAUAUAUAUAUAUACACACACAUACACAGAUAGAAAUAUACAUAUAAUACACACACUCAGAUCUAUAUAUAGAUAUUUCCUUAUAUAGAUCUAUAUAUGUAUGUGUACUGUAUAUUGUGUAUAUUUUUCAUUGGUGAUCCCAUCACUCUACCUCUCAAUGUGCGUCUCUCAUCCUUUUCUCUUCCCUGUGCAAAAACUAAAUUAAAUAAAAAUCAGAUGAAGGCUCUUA